UGCUCAUCUUCCGUCUCGACUCAUUCACAACCUUCGCGGACCCAGCAACCGCUUCGAGCCCAUCCCCGUCCUCCUAUCGCUCUGCAAGCGACCCUCGACCCAGUUCCCAACCAUGAGUGGCUACGACCCUUCUUCGAUAGUGCCGCCGCCCAGGAAGGCCGUCCCCCUCAGCAGCUCUCCUGGGCCCGGCCACCCUUCCAAUGCUACGGGGUCUCCCAACCCCUAUGGUGCUGCUUACUCGCCUCAGUCUGGAUACAAUCAGCCCAGGGAAGCUUACCAACCCGCCUGGGAUGGUGGCAGUGGCUACUACAGCCCGUCCCAGCAGGCCACCCAGCUGCCACACCACCAGCACCAGCACCAGCAGCUCCCCUAUCCGACCCAAGGAGGAGCCCUCCCUUUCCCCCAGCCCGUCUCUGCGGCCCCGCCUGCCGCUCGCAGCUAUCCUUACUACGAUGCCAGUGGCCGCCCCAUCCAGCACAACGACCUUCCCUUCCCAUAUGCUGGAGCACCGCCGUCGAAUGCCGCACGCAGUCCGUUCCCAACCCCUGUGUCCAUACCGGGUUCGCCCAACUACCCUCCAGCAGCGGCGCCAUAUGUCUCUAACGAGCUGGUCGAGUCCCCAGUCAUCUCGCCAAAUAGCUCGCUUGCGGGUCAGUUUGCACUGCUGAACACUGAAUCACGGGCCUCCACCGGCCUCGGCAUUCCGACAAUGCCCACCCGCAGCAUCUCCAUGCUGCAACACGGCCAGUCUCUUGUCGGUCGGAUGGCCACCAACGGUAGCGAUACCACUACGACCAGCGAAGAACCCGGCACUCCCCUGAUCGACGGACCCACCCGAGCCAACACCCAGAUCAACUCUGCCAUGACCCAGGGCCAACUUCACUUUUCGCAGAGCCGAUAUUACUCGGCCAUCCAGUCCUGGUACGGCGCCGCCGACGCGGCCCACCACGAGGGCGACAAGAUUGCCGAGUCCAGGGCUAUGGCCAACAUCUCCUCGGCCUUCCGCCAGCUCGGCUAUCUGGAAAAGAGCCGGACGGCCCUCGACGCCGCCUUUACGCUGGCCGGCCGCUUUGUCAAGUCGCAGCGCAGCGAUGACCCCUCCAACAUCUGGAUCAUGGCCAUCGACAAGUACAACCUCAGCCGGGGCAAUCCAUAUGAUGACGACACGCCCGUCACUCGCCACGCAUCGACGGCCUCAUCGACUUCGACACGCUCGGCCGUGUCUGCCGAUGUGGGCCCAUGGCUGGUUGUCAUGUUCCUGGAGCUCAUCAACAAUCGCGCCAACCUCGAGUAUGUCUCGGGUCGGUUCGAUGAGAGCAUCAGGCUGCACAACGAGUGCUUGAGCGUCGCGCGUGCGCUCCUGGAGGAGUACCCGCUUCCUGCCGGGCUCCAUGUCCCGCUCACCCUCGCGAGCAUCGCCAAGGAGCAGCGCCAUGGCAAAUAUCUCCGGCUCUCGUACUUCCACCGCUCGCUGAUGCUGGCGCUCGCCCGCGCAUUCUCACAUCUGGGUGCGUGCUACCUUUCCAUGGGCAUGGAGAAAAUCUCACUUGGCUACCAAGAACAGGCCGCCGCCGUGACCCGGUUCAUGGCGUCGCUGAAACCGCCGCUGGAGAUCCAAGGCAAGCGCCACUCGCCCAUCCUGGCCGCCGAUGCCGAGAGGCUCGACAUUCAAAACGCCGUCAUCUCCGCCAACACGGCCAACACCCACUUCCUGCUCGGCGACAACACCAAGGCCGUUGGACACAACGAGACAGCCCUGCAUUUGUUCCGCAAAGUCAAGAGCUCCCUGGGCGAGGCUCGACAAAAGGCCAACUUUGCCGCCAUCUCGCUGCAGAUUGGCGAGCAGAUCAAUCUGAUCCACUGGGUGAGCUGCUACGAGACCACCAAGCGCCGGGGCGUCAGCGGCCGUUCGCCCGAGUUUGAAAAGUUCCAUGGCCCAGUGCGUGUGGCCGAGGUCAACGCCAGCCGGCUCGGAGAAAACGUGCCGGUGUACGAGUCUGGGCCGAUGGGCGCGGGCUCGGGAUAUGUUGAUUCGGGGCUCUUCUCUCUCUUUGAGGCGGCCGAUACCCUCAAGGUAGCCCAGGACUGGCUGGGCCUCGUAAACGUGUGGAUCAUGAUCGCGAGCGGGUACAUGAUCCAGGGCCAGCCGUACUAUGCCCUCUAUUUCCUCGUCCGCGUCAUCCAGAAAAUGGACACCAAGCAGCGCCGCGGCGAGCCCGUGCCGUCCAUUUACGAGGCGGACCACCCGAGCUUCCCCAACUUUGCGCGCCUCCAGCUGUCGUCGGUGCUGUUCCAGAUACUCUUCCAGAUCAACCGCAUCGCAGCUAGCAAGGACGGCGUAACCCUCUUCCCGUCCUACGCCAAGAGCGAGGUCAACAACCUUCCCGUGUACGAUACGGCGGCGCUCAAGGAGAUGCUCAUGGCCAUGGGUCUCAACACGCCGCCCGAGUCCUUCAAGAGCUCCGAUCUCUUCUUGGUCUUCCUGAACCAGCACACCGAGCUGGUGUACAAGUAUGUUCACGAGCGAUCUCGGAUCUACGGCCUGUUUUCGAACAACGUGCCCUACUACAAGCUCCAGCCACCUCUGGAUCUGCUACGGAAGGCGCACAUCUCGGCGCUCAACACCCUCAGCAAGCUGCACUGGCACCUGGUACUGCCGCUCGCCCAGAGCUUCGACAUGGUUGCCCUCAACAGCAACGUGGAGCAAGCCCAAAACCUGCUUGCCCGCGGCCUCCGUGAAAUGGACAUGAUCCUGAGCUGUCGACAAACCUUUGGGAAAGCUGUGAUCGGACAGAUGACCUUUGACAUCAUCAAGAACUACCCGAUCGAUCGACAGCGCGAAAUUUUGGGAUACUGCGGCGCCAAGUUUGUGGCCUUGGUUGUCGAUCUGAGCUCGUUCGUGACCAUGUCGCUCGAGCGCGGCAUCGACCUCGAGGUGCCCUUUGGGUACCCGAGAGACUCGAUCUUCAUGGACAGAAACGUGUUUAACCUGGACCACUUUGAGCUGAUGCUCCUGGACAACGCCAAGCAACUGGCCUCGACCAACCUUGGCAUCUGCAACCGAUGCAUCGAAGACAUGUGCACCAUCGCCAACCGCCACUCGUACGAAGCCACCCAGUGGAUCGCCGGAGAGCUGGAAACGCAGGGUGAGGAUUCAAGCGGAAUCAAGCUGAUUGGUAUCGAUGCCCUUGAGCUCCUCCGCGACCGAUCCAGGCUCAACUCGGGAGAGUGUGAGUGCGUCAAGAAGGCCAAGGAGCAGGCCGCACAAGUUGCCGCCAGCAAGGUUUAGGGGGCUGCUGCUGAGCCAAAGGGAUCCGGCUCAAAGGAUUCCGGCCAGCAGGCUCCGAGCGCCCUCGGCUGUGCUCUACCCGCACACUUGCUUCGUCGACCCAUCGUUCCGUCGGCGGUUGUUGUGGUAGCUCCGUUUCGCUGAGU
This is a messenger RNA of Polychytrium aggregatum, 3435 nucleotides long. RefSeq lists its product as uncharacterized. The coding region runs from base 113 to 3289 and encodes 1058 amino acids. Lineage: Eukaryota; Fungi; Chytridiomycota; Chytridiomycetes; Polychytriales. The record is from RefSeq and is a predicted model, not a curated record. The transcript has 3 exons. Gene Ontology annotation, molecular function: protein binding.